Tilletiaria anomala UBC 951 is the source of this 2821-nucleotide messenger RNA. RefSeq names its product urease. Gene Ontology annotation, cellular component: urease complex. Bases 1 to 2586 code for a protein of 861 amino acids. NCBI's taxonomy places the organism in Eukaryota, Fungi, Basidiomycota, Exobasidiomycetes, Georgefischeriales, Tilletiariaceae. Gene Ontology annotation, molecular function: nickel cation binding; urease activity. Gene Ontology annotation, biological process: urea catabolic process. The record is from RefSeq and is a predicted model, not a curated record. The transcript is spliced from 6 exons.
AUGCAUCUCCUACCUCGCGAGAGGGACAAGCUUCUGCUAUACCAGGCCGGAAGUUUAGCACAACGGCGCCUGGCCUCCUGUACCCGCCUCAACGUUUCAGAAGCAACUGCGCUGAUCGCUCACGUACUCGGCGAGCUGAUCCGCACGGGCCAAUUCUCCGUGUCAGAUCUCAUGUCUCUCGGCAAGUCAUUCCUGGGGCAUGCCCAUGUGCAGCCGCACGUGCCGGCGCUGCUGCAUGAAGUCAUGGUGGAGGGAACAUUCCAGGACGGAACUUUUCUCGUCACGGUUCACGACCCGAUAUGUACGCCUUGGGGGACGACAUCAGGGGACGACGAGCAGGAGCACCUGCGCUUGGCGCUUUUCGGCAGUGGGCUCGCCGCGCCCAAUCGGGUGGCGUUCGGCUGGGGCCAAGGCGAACCCGAGGUCCUUCACGGUGCUGAAUUGCCUGGAGCGACUGUUGUUGCGAGGAGCAGUGUGCCGAUAACCCUCUGCGCCGACCGCCCGCGCGUCAAGGUGUGUGUGACAAAUACAGGUGACCGUCCUAUCCAAGUGGGCUCGCAUUACAAUUUCCUCGAAGUCAACCCGGCGUUAUCUUUCCCUCGCAUGCUAGCGCUCGGAAAGAGGCUCGACAUCCCUGCAGGGACUGCAGUGCGCUUCGAGCCAGGUGACGUGCGAAGCGUCACACUCGUCCAGGUCGGAGGCGACGGCGUGCUCAGCGGCGGCAAUGGAAUCGCGCAGGGCAGGAUUGCUGACAUAAUGUUCGAUGAGGCAAAGGUCAAUCAAGUCAAGGGCCGUCUUAAAGCACUCGGAUGCAAGGAUGAGCCUUUGCCUUCAUCCGAGGAGGCUCAGGACAUCCAGCCCGCUUCACUCUCGCGUGAAGCGUACUGUGCGCUGUACGGUCCCACCGUCGGCGACCGCGUGCGCUUGGCGGAUACGAGCCUUUGGAUCGAGCUGGAGAAGGACUUUACGUCCUAUGGCGAUGAGUGCAAAUUCGGAGGUGGAAAAGUGUUGCGGGACGGUAUGGGUCAGGCAUCAGGCAGGAGCGAUGAGGAGACGCUCGACACUGUCGUCAUCAACGCGCUUAUCGUUGACUGGUGGGGAAUCGUCAAGGCCGAUAUUGGUAUCAAGCAAGGCACGAUCGUCGGCAUCGGAAAAGCCGGUAACCCGGAUAUCAUGUCUGGUGUCACGCCGGGCAUGGUCAUUGGUAGCUGCACGGAGGUGAUUGCGGGGGAGAAAAUGAUCCUGACGGCAGGUGCGAUGGAUGCACACGUGCAUUACAUCUGUCCCGACCUAGUCGAGGAAGCCCUCGCGUCCGGUAUCACCACGUUGCUCGGGGGCGGCACGGGUCCCAGCGCGGGAACGAGCGCGACGACGUGCACGCCCGGACGUGACAAUCUGCGCUUCAUGUUGCGUGCGACGGAUCACUAUGCAUUGAACUUUGGGUUCACGGGAAAAGGCAAUGACAGUCAGGUCAAAGGGCUGCAGGAUCAGAUCAAAGCUGGGUGCUGCGGGUUGAAGAUCCAUGAGGAUUGGGGCACCACACCUGCCGUUAUCGAUGCCUGCUUGACCGUUUGCGACGAGCUCGACGUCUCGUGCAACAUUCAUACCGAUACCCUGAACGAGUCCUCUUUUGUCGAAGGCACAAUUGAUGCGUUCAAGGGGCGGACCAUCCACACGUACCACUCGGAAGGCGCGGGUGGCGGCCAUGCGCCAGACAUCAUCCGAGUGUGUGGCGAGCCGAAUGUGCUGCCAUCGUCCACGAACCCGACACGACCAUACUCCAAGAAUACCCUGGACGAGCACGUCGACAUGCUCAUGGUCUGCCACCACCUGUCCAAGGACAUCGCUGAGGAUGUGGCCUUUGCUGACUCGCGCAUUCGCGCCGAGACGGUUUCCGCGGAGGACGUGCUGCAGGACAGCGGCGCGAUCAGCAUCAUCAGCUCCGACAGUCAGGCGAUGGGACGCAUUGGCGAGGUCGUCGCACGUACGUGGAGGACAGCUGCGAAGAUGCGCGACCUCACCGGUCCGCUCCAGGGUGGCAAAGGGGGCCCGGACGCGCAAGGCAAAGACAACGAAAGGGUCAAGCGAUAUGUGGCCAAGUACACGAUCAACCCGGCUAUUGUGCAUGGAAUGUCGCAUCUGAUCGGUUCCGUCGAAGUGGGCAAACUUGCAGACUUGGUAUUGUAUAAGCCCGAGAAUUUCGGAACGAAGCCGGAAGUCGUCAUCAAAGGCGGCCAGAUUGCAUGGGCGCAAAUGGGAGACGCCAAUGCCUCGAUCCCCACUGUGCAGCCUAUCUACGGCAGGCCUAUGUACGGCGCGCAACCGGGUGCUGCACCGUACAACAGCAUUGUCUUUGUCAGCAAGGCUAGCUUGGAAAAUGGCAACAUCACAAGUUACAGCAUUCAGAAACGAGCGGAGGCAGUAAUUAAGUGUCGCGAUAUCAGCAAGCGCGACAUGAAGCUGAACAAUGCUCUUCCGAAAAUCACCGUCGACCCAGAAACGUAUGACGUACACGCCGACGGCCAGCUGUGCCAGGUACCGCCAGCCAACACAUUACCCAUGACGCAGGCUCACCACUUUUUCUGAAAUACUCUCAAGCACUUGAAUGGCCACGCGUACAAUCGUGUAUUAUAGGGGCAAGUCAGAGCUGGACUUCCAACCGCUCAGAAGACUCGCCAACCAGAGAAAGAAGGGCAAUUGUAUUGGCAUGAUGAGCAUUACUGCACAUGCUCUUCGCCUGAGAGGAUCGACUUUAAGCCUUCCGCGACCGACUGUUUGAACUGAGAGACGCAGCGCCCCACGAAGGACGACAAGUCAGCGU